AAAAUCAAUGUGAUGAGCAGUUGCUGUGCAACUGCGACGCCGCGAGGUUCCGGCUGUUGAUGUUGACCUGCGCGCUGCGAUCGGAACGCACGUUAGGUUCAGAAAGCAUGAUGUUGCAUGCUGCGUUCUGAGUACUGCCUGACGUACGAUGGAGUCCAGAGUGGAGCGGUUCUGCAGCCAGGGCAAGGGCCACGGUCUGCGGGCUCUCGUUCCUCUGAAAGCCGGGGAGCUCGUGUUUACCGCGCAGCCCUACGCGCACACAGUGUCGAAGAGCGCGAUGAAAACCACGUGUGCAAACUGCUUCUCAAGGAAGGAGACUCUGCUGCGAUGCUCCGGGUGCAAGACGGCCCGCUACUGCAAUCCAGCCUGCCAGAGACAAGCCUGGCCAGAGCACAAGAGGGAGUGCAAAUGUCUUAGGAGCCUCCUACCCAGAAUCCCUGGCACUCUCCAUGAUUCUGUCCGCCUUGUCGCAAGGGUCAUCUUUAGACUGUUGGACCCAAAACCCAGCCCAGCGGAGCAACUCUACUCCUUAGUGGAACUAGAGUCACAUGUUUCCGAGAUGGGUGCGGAGAAGAUGGAGGGCCUGGAGCAGCUCUGCACCAUGCUGCUGCUCUACCUGAAGGAGGAAGUGAGCGAUCUGUCACAGCUGCCCCCUGGCCUGGGGCCCAUAGACCUCUUCGCCAAGGUGACUUGCAACUGUUUCACAAUAAGUGAUGGGGAACUGAAGGAGGCGGGCGUCGGUCUGUAUCCCAGCAUGUCCCUGCUGAACCACGACUGCAAGCCCAACUGCGUGGUGAUGUUUGAGGGAGUCCAGCUUCACCUGAGGGCCAUCCAGGAGAUCAAGGCCCUGGAGGAGCUCACGAUCAGCUACAUAGACGUGGUGAUGCCGAGCGAGGACAGGAAGAGGCAACUCCAGAAGCAAUACCACUUCCUGUGCAAGUGUGUUCGCUGCACCACAGCUGACAAGGAUGCAGACAUGCUGGCGGGAGAUGAGGUGGUGUGGAGGCACUUCUGCGACGCCAUCCCCCGCAUGGAGCAGCUACAAUCCGAAUGUCAGUGGAAGCAGCUCCUGGGGCAGUGCCAGGCCCUCCUGGGUGACUGCAGGGGGACCGCGGUCCCGGAUCGCAACGUGUACGCCCUCCGGCUGCUGGACCUGGCCGUAGACGCCUGCGUCAACUUGGGCCAGUGGGAGCGAGCCUUGGAAUAUGGGACCAGGACCCUGGAACCGUACAGGUUUUAUUACACUGAUGCUCAUCCAGCUAGAGCGGUCCAGCUGAUGAGGGUGGGCAAACUGCAGCACUAUCUGGGCAGGCUGGAGGAGGUUCGCCGGACCCUGCGCCAGGCGUACGACAUCAUGAAGGUGACCCACGGGAGCGAGCACGCCCUCGUCGUUGAACUCCGGAGGAUGCUGGACGAGUGCCGGGCCGAGCUGGGCUGCACCUAGCGGGGCCAAGACGGGGAAACCUUCCGGAAGAGUGCGCCUUUCGUAUUUCCUCAGCAUGAGGAGCAGAAGCCCUCGCAGCACACGUUUUUCUCCGUGCCCCUGUGCGUGGCUGCGGCAUCGCAACGCACUUUUAACUCCCGUCAUGUCCGGCGUUUUCGGUUAUUGUUGUUCCGAGUGACAGUCGGUCACGAUGUUGCAUUUUUUAAUCUGUCACAGCUCUCUGAUGGAAUUUUCAUAAAAAUCCUUUGAAGAGGUAUUUUAUUUUACAUUGCGAAUAAAGCUGUAUAAUGCUGCCUUUAGAUUGACGACUUUUACGUCGUAGUACAUUAAUAGAAUUUUCAGGUUUAUGGAGAGAACAGUAAUAGUCCUUGACUCCAUUAUAUAAUAAAUGUUAAAGUGACCAAAAACAAUUAAUGUUAAGUGAGUGAUUAAUAAUUGAAGGACAAAUCUUUGCAGCAGACUCAUAGUGUUAAAUUAUGCAGAAAGCUUUUGUGAGAUCAUGCAUUUGUGAGACCACGUGCUUGUAUGCUAAUUAUCUGGGUGAGAGUUUUU
Scleropages formosus (Asian bonytongue) is the source of this 1996-nucleotide messenger RNA. RefSeq names its product SET and MYND domain containing 3 (gene smyd3). Gene Ontology annotation, molecular function: protein binding; histone methyltransferase activity. Bases 149 to 1444 code for a protein of 431 amino acids. The record is from RefSeq and is a predicted model, not a curated record. The transcript is spliced from 12 exons. Gene Ontology annotation, cellular component: nucleus. NCBI's taxonomy places the organism in Eukaryota, Metazoa, Chordata, Actinopteri, Osteoglossiformes, Osteoglossidae.